Messenger RNA from Mytilus trossulus (common blue mussel), 1473 nucleotides. RefSeq lists its product as uncharacterized. Bases 135 to 956 code for a protein of 273 amino acids. The transcript has 2 exons. Gene Ontology annotation, molecular function: nucleic acid binding; zinc ion binding. NCBI's taxonomy places the organism in Eukaryota, Metazoa, Mollusca, Bivalvia, Mytilida, Mytilidae. The record is from RefSeq and is a predicted model, not a curated record.
UAUUUUAGUCUAUUGUUUAACAAUAGAAUAAACUAGUUAUGCAAAUUAGUAAGGUAUAUAAUAGAUAGAAAACGGGUUUUUAAGUUUAUCGAAGGCUGGGCGGUGACCACUCGACUUGCAGACAAAUUUUCAAGAUGUCCGAUUCAGAGCUAGACCUCGACGAUAGAGAAUUAACCAAGUCUCCUGACAAGUCAAUUGAAGCUUUACGUUCUGCUGCUGAACCAACAAAGAGAAAAGGUAAUUCAGAGCAAGAUAGGGCACCUGAAGUUUCAAACGCAGAUUUGUUUUCUUUGAUGACAACUUAUUUCAAUAAUAAACUUUCCGGUAUAGAGAAGAAUUUCUCCGAUACUACAGAGACGUUAGUAAAGAGAGCAAAGAAGGCAGAGAAUACCUUUAAAUUUAAGGGGAAUCAGUUACAAUUUGAGCUUAACUCUGACAUUCAAGACAGUAUAAGCACGGCAAUAGGCUACAUUGAGAAGAAUCGACCUAAAAAGGCAGUUAGGGUUUUAGAAGAUUCGUCUGUCCAGCUCAAGAAGAGAAAUAAAUUAAUUAGAAUCGCGGAUAAGUCCGAGGGUGGUUGGAGAACGGUGAAUGAAUACCUUUCAGAUGAAGUGGCCAGUGACUCGGAAGACGAGAAAAGAAUACGCGCCGCAGAUAACAGGGCAGUUAAAAAGAUCAAAGCAGAGAAAACAGAUAAACGCAGCAGUAGAAAGCGUCCGGCAGAAGCAUCUGGUUCAACAGCUCAAAUGGCACAUAAUGGUACAGGUGGUUCUGAUGCUACAUUUCGCCUGCAGCCCUUUCGAGGGGGCUUGGCCGCCAGCGGCCAAAGUUUCGGCAACCAAAAUAGCUUCAAGACCUCAGACGUCUGUUAUAACUGUGGCAUGCAAGGGCACUGGGCAAGAGACUGCAGGAAGGGAAAGGCAAGGACAGGACCUUCCAGAGGAUCUUCUUCUUAAAGAUCAUAACAGUGACAUUUUCAAGAAUUGUUUUUACUAUAUGAAUAUUGAUGUAAUAUGUGUGUGUUGGAAGUCACUGGACGUUAUACUCUUUGGUCACUGGACUAAAUCUUUUAGUAAUACUGUAUGGUCACUGGACCUGAUUGAUAUGCUUUGAUUCAGGUAAAUAUGUUAUGUAAUAGAAUUUUUAUCUUUUUACAAAAAGAUUGUAAUUACUGUAUAUCUAUUUUUAGAACAUUUUUUCGACUGGAUUCUGGUCACAGUUAAGUUUGGUUAAGCACACAGAACUCAGAUUACUUUACUCAAAUCUAAAUGCAACUGUCUUAGAUUCGAGGGCCAAGACAACUGUUACAAAAUAUAUUGGAGGUUUCAAACGUUUUCUAAAGUGGACACAAAAAUACAAAGAGAUAACUUCAGUACUUCCGUGUAAUAAACUUUAUGUGGGUUUAUACUUGCAACAUUUGAUAGAGUCAUCCGAAGGUUUUAGUUCAGUAGAUACAGCAUUUUAUAGCAUAAA